UUAAGGACUGUGCCGUCUAGGCGAGCUACUUCUAAACUUAACCGUGUAAAAGUAGUUAUAUAGUUCAGAAGUAUUUUGUAAAUGACAACUACGACGAUCCACCUUGUCUCUGCGCAUCUAAAUCAUUCUUACGCAUUUAAAUCCUUUGUGAACAAUACAUCCGUCUCUCUCGCCACACACUAUGCAAAAAAAUGAGCAACAUGAAAAAACACUGUGAAGAAUCAAGGUACCGGCGCAUUAUUAUGUUGAAGAAGAGAGCUGUCUUCGUCGUCAUCGUCGGCUUAUUAUUUGCGUUACUUCGCUACGUGGGUCUACACGUAUCAGCUGGAGAGGUACUUUUAAGAAACAUAUUUCAGGUGGAUAUGUCAAACGUUGGAAAAUGUUCAGCCAAGUCAAACAUUGUGUUCUUGAAGACGCACAAAACGGCUGGUUCUACAGUUCAAAAUAUCCUGAUGCGCUACGGACUCGACAAUAACCUUUCUUUUGCCUUACCACGCACUGGCCAUAGGUUUCAAUAUCCUUGGUACUUUGAGAAGGGAUCAGUGUUACAAGAAAACACAAACAAGGAAAACACAAACAAGGGAAACACCAACUACAAUAUAUUAUGUCACCACACUCGCUUCCAUUAUGAGAACAUCAGGGAUCUUAUGCCAAACGACUCAGUUUAUAUAACAGUGGUCCGAAGUCCCGGCAAAAUAUUCAGAUCGGCGUUUGAGUAUUUUCAACUUAGAAGAAAAUUUCAUAUUACCAAAGAGAAUGCCAUGGAAGCCUUUCUUGACGACCCGUCGUAUUAUGUAGGAAGAUAUAGUAAGACACGCUUUUCUCGUAACCCAAUGUUUUUUGACUUGGGAUACGACCCUCAUCAGCUUGCGUCAGAAGCUUCUAUAAGAAAUGCUAUCGAUUAUCUUGACAGGAUAUUUUCACUUGUUUUAGUUUCCGACCAUUUCGAAGAGUCCAUGGUGCUUUUAAAGCAUACACUUUGCUGGGAUAUCAAUGACAUAACAUAUUUUAAGCUGAAUGAAAGGGAAACUAAUUCUACCGAAGAACUUACCAAGAAUGUGGAAGAAAAGAUAAGACAAUGGAACAAAGCAGACAGUAUGCUGUUUGACCAUUUUAAUAGAUCAUUAUGGGAAAAGCUUUCGCAGCUCCCAUAUAAUUGGAAGAAAGAACUAAAUGUGCUACAACAGAAGAAUAAGGAUCUGGAAGCAAAGUGUAUAAACACACGUAGGAUAAGCUCGAAUAUAAAAGAUGAGAAUUUUAGAUUUUUUCAGCCCCCCGGAGUAUCUGUUCUGGGCAUUGUAUUAAACGACUUUGAAAUGCAAAAUAAAAUUUGUGUUCACAUGGCCAAGGCCGAAGUACCAUUCACACAAGAACUUAAACAGAUGUAUAAAAAGUCAAUUAGAAAAUAAAGGAAAAUGGAGACCAUGACAUAGUGUGUAUUCCUUUGCCCGAUUAAAACUUUGCUCAUUGCCUGGAGGACUUCAAGUAGCGCAGAUAAAGGCUCUUGCCAAAGUGCCAAGAAUGACGAUCGGCAGUAAAGUAGGCAAAGAAUCUGAGCUUCAGUCUGUGACAAGAUGAUUAAGAAAAAAACAUAAAACAUCAAUAGGAGUCGGCGGCGCAAAUUUCCGUUUUAGACGGCUCGUUGCCUUUCUAACGGGCGAUGCCAUUUUCGAGCGACCCGCCGGAUUUAAAUUCCGAGUGCUCGCGGCAUGUGAAGUUUUUGUAGCUUCUCGGGACGUUUUUAUUUCUUCUAUAAUUCAUAAAAGAAGGGCCAGAUCUUGCUCCACUGUGGGAAGAAGAACAGCAAAGACUGUAACUCAGGACUGUAACUCUGUCUUCUACUCAGAUGAGGUGUACCGAAGCGUCAUAUGACGAUACGUGCACCAUUUUGUGAGUAAAUUUGGCCAGAGUGCCAUAGACUGGAGUCAUUGGUUAUGUAGGAUUUUUCUCCGACUCUAACAGAAGAUUGGAGGGGGUGGAAUAAAGCACCUGGUUGGAAAAGAUUACUGACCAAUUCUGGUUUGGAUCAAGGAAGGAUUUGCGUCCGUCUCUUACGUCGUGGAUCAUUGACUUCCAUACGGGGAGACGCCAAGUUGUCCGUUAUCAUGGAACCCUCUCCGACAGUGCCACCAUAACGCGCGACCUACCUUCUUGGGCCUCUGAUUUUUGUGGCAGUGCGGCACCUCAAAUCUCAGCCAAAAGAUGGAAAUCUGAGGACGAUUUAAACCUGCUAGAGAUCAGAACCUGACCUGGAGAAAUGGUCUUCUGAAACAGCAUGGUACUACAUCCUGGAAGAUUUCAAGUUCUACACUUGAAGUUCAGCAAGUCAGUGUCCAUACUACCCCCUCUCAAAAUCAACAACAACGAACUCCGACAGGUUCAUACAAUGAAGAUUCUUGGUGCUUGAUCAUGUAUAACCUGAAGUCGAAUGCCCACGUGGACUACAUGUACUCUGAAUCCAGUCAGCGUUAGUUCUUUCUCAAGUUAAACACUUCCACAUCGGUAUUGAAGACCUUGUCAUCGUGUACACCACCUACGUGUGUCCGAUCAUCGACUACACAGCACCGGUAUGGCAUCCCGGAGUGACAACAUCUCUGUCCAACAAACUCGGGAGAAUCCAACGUAGAGCAAUGCAAAUAAUCCUGGGAGCUAGUUACACCAGCUAUGCUGAAGCUUGCUCCCAGCUCGGCCUACCCUCCCUUCACCAGAGGCGUGAGAACCUGACACUGAAGUUCUCUAAGUCAAUGCUAACAUCCAGCCAGUACCGCCAACUCCUGCCACCGGACAGACAGAGUAUUAGUGGCACACAGACUUGUUCCUCAAACAAUUUGGACUUGGCUCAUUGUAGAACAGAGCGAUAUAGAAACAGCGCUGUCCCGUAUUUGGCACGUCUAGUCAACACGUAGUCCUACAAUUUAUAUUUCCCGUCCCUGAGCUUGUAUACGACUGCGUUAUAAAUUUAGAAGUACCCCCGUCCGAGCAUUGAUGGCUCUCAGAUAAAGACAGAAAGUCUUUUGUUGGUAGAUGAUUUUAUUUUGUAAACCCGUCUACUACAUAAUGUAAAAAAGAGUCCAAUUGUAUCAAUUCAUGUAGUAGUUGUUUGUAAGGAGAUUAUCUUCAUUGUUAUUCUCUAGUCGGUAUUCUUCUUCAUUCUUCAAUGUUGGUUUUAUAUUAUAUUACUUGAUAAUUUCUAACGAUUUCUUGCCAAUCUAUAGAAUUAUAAUCGCAAUAAUUGUCAUGUUUUAAUCUAUUUUGAUGUAAAGCCCGUGAAAUGUAUAUGCUUUUAACUCGUUUGUAAAGUCUGAAACAAUUCAGCCUCGGCUGCUAUUUCUGGACUACUUGUACUAUUUGUAUGC
Branchiostoma floridae (Florida lancelet) is the source of this 3356-nucleotide messenger RNA. Its product is annotated as galactosylceramide sulfotransferase-like. The coding region runs from base 192 to 1409 and encodes 405 amino acids. Gene Ontology annotation, molecular function: galactosylceramide sulfotransferase activity. Lineage: Eukaryota; Metazoa; Chordata; Leptocardii; Amphioxiformes; Branchiostomatidae. The transcript has 3 exons. The record is from RefSeq and is a predicted model, not a curated record. Gene Ontology annotation, cellular component: membrane. Gene Ontology annotation, biological process: glycolipid biosynthetic process.